Bufo bufo (common toad) is the source of this 4059-nucleotide messenger RNA. It is a transcript of the gene RBMS1, whose product is annotated as RNA binding motif single stranded interacting protein 1. The transcript has 14 exons. Gene Ontology annotation, molecular function: poly(U) RNA binding; mRNA 3'-UTR binding; poly(A) binding. NCBI's taxonomy places the organism in Eukaryota, Metazoa, Chordata, Amphibia, Anura, Bufonidae. Gene Ontology annotation, cellular component: ribonucleoprotein complex; nucleus; cytosol. Bases 113 to 1318 code for a protein of 401 amino acids. The record is from RefSeq and is a predicted model, not a curated record.
AGGGCUGCACGGAGAGCCGACUUGGGGAAACUUACCUACAAAGUUGCCUUUAUUUCUGCCGGAGGGUACACACGGGCACAGCGAGGGGACGGGAGCCGAGCACGGACCGGGAAUGAUUUUUCCGAGCAGCAGUAACCCUGUGAGAACCCCGUACAGGAAGCAGCAACCCAUUGUGCCUGCUCACCCCAUGGCUCCUCCAAGUCCAAGCACGACCAGCAACCACAACAGCAGUAGUAGCAGUAGCAGUUCUGGUUGGGAUCAGUUAAGCAAAACUAACCUGUAUAUUAGAGGACUCCUUCCAAACACCACAGACCAGGACCUAGUCAAGCUCUGCCAACCAUAUGGCAAGAUUGUUUCCACAAAGGCGAUUCUGGAUAAGACAACAAACAAAUGUAAAGGUUAUGGAUUUGUAGACUUUGACAGCCCGGCAGCUGCUCAGAAAGCGGUCUCGGCUCUGAAGGCGACCGGAGUCCAAGCACAGAUGGCAAAGCAACAAGAGCAAGACCCAACAAACUUGUAUAUAUCCAACUUGCCUCUAUCAAUGGACGAACAAGAGCUUGAAAAUAUGCUGAAGCCAUUCGGACAGGUUAUAUCUACAAGGAUACUCCGCGACUCCAGUGGUACCAGCCGUGGGGUUGGAUUUGCAAGGAUGGAAUCGACAGAGAAAUGUGAAGCCGUCAUCAAUCAUUUUAAUGGAAAGUUUAUCAAGACACUUCCUGGUGUAUCAGCUCCCACAGAAGCCCUGCUGUGCAAGUUUGCUGACGGAGGACAGAAGAAGAGACAGACCCAGAACAAAUACGUCCAGAAUGGAAGAGCCUGGCCGAGAGAGGGCGAGGUGAGACUUGCUGGAAUGACGCUGACUUACGAUCCCACUGCUGCUAUUCAAAAUGGGUAUGUCAGAAGGUUCUACCCCCCACCAUACAGCAUUGCCACAAACAGGAUGAUUACCCAAACGUCCAUCACCCCCUAUAUUGCAUCUCCCGUCUCAACGUACCAGGUGCCAAGUCCCUCCUGGAUGCAGCCUCAGCCAUAUAUCAUGCAGCAUGCUGGGGCAGUGUUAACUCCCUCCAUGGACCAUACCAUGUCACUACAGCCGGCCUCCAUGAUGAGCCCUCUUACCCAGCAGAUGAGUCACAUGUCAUUAAGCAGCAGUGGAACGUAUAUGCCUGCAACAACAGCUAUGCAAGGAGCGUACAUCCCACAAUACACACACGUCCAGACAGCUGCAGUUUCUGUUGAGGAGCCCAGCGGUCAGCAGCCGGUGUCGGUAGAGACCUCUAACGAUCAUUCUCAGUACACCUAUCAACAAAACAAGUAACUCUAAGAUGGAACGAUGACCUUGAUUGGGGGAAAAGAGGUUCAGAUGCUGAAACAAUCACGGAUUUUUCUGAACAAUCAAGCUUUAUGAAUUGACAGUUUUGCACAGGUUCUUGGGAAAAAAUGUUAUUUAUAAUGAAAUCAACUCGAACUAUUUUUGCUAUAAGUUCUAUGAGGUGCAUAAAAAAAACCCUUCAAUUCAUCUAGUGGCUGUUCCCCUGAACAGGUUUAUUUUAUUAUGAGAUUUUUUAUCAAGUAACGUAACACAAAAAAGAGACAGACUAUGAGUUAUUUCUGGGUGUGCACAGGUGACCAUUUCUUUGAAUACAUGUGCAUACCAGAAACUUUUUGUGUUAUUUUUAUUUUACUUUUUGUCCUUUUUUAAAUUUUGAUGAGAUGCUUUUGUUUUUUAACUUUUGAGAAUUGUUUUUUUUUUUUUCUGUUUGUGAUUAUUUUUUUUUAUUUCUUAUUGAAGGUUAACUCUUUUACUGGCAAGAAACCAGUGACAGGUCAUUGCAAAACUAAAUAUUCCUGGUUUCUCCAAUUUUGAAUUGGUUACAAUAAAAAAAAAAGGCGUCGUUUGUGACGCCUCUGUGCUUGCAGUGUGAGUGUUGCUGUAGUGCAGUGUUGCAGUUGCUGUCCGUUCUGACUAAUUUUUUCUCAUAGCGUGAAGUGUCUUAUCUUUUUUCAAUGAAUUCCAAUUUGCCUUAAAACUUUUAAAUGCUGUAGCUUUUUUUUUUUCCUCCUCGUAAUUACUAGAAAAAAUAUCUAAAAAAAUAAAAUACAAUAAAAAUAAAAAAAAAGUGUAGAUUGCUUUUGACCAAGCAAGCUGGUCAGUUAUGCCUUGUAAAACAGCAGCAUAGGGCUUUUAAAGGUAGUUAAUAAAAUUGCUGAAAAUUUGGCUUUUUAAUGUGUAGAUGUUUUUAAUUUUGUUUUUCACGUAACAUGUAUGGUAGUGGAAAAAGCUGUGGGCGGGCGGGAAGGAGGGAUAAUGUUUUUGUGUGAAACACAUUUUCUGACUGGGAUGUUUUAAUAGAAUCAGUUGUUUUGUAAGGCCUUAUGCCAAUAAUUUGCUCUGGUAGUCUAAGCAAUUUUAGGAAAUCUGCUGUAAGAUGCAAUGUAAAAACUUUUUUGCUUUUUUUUGCGCAAAUAACUUGAUGUUUUAGUGUCAUUAGAAUAUAGGAAAUGGGAUAGGGGAUUUGUCUGUGAAUGUGUUCCUUUUUUAUUUUUUGUUUUCUUCCUUUCUCGCUUUUUUUAUUUUUUAGUUUCUUUAUACAAUUAAUGAUAGUGCUUUAGAUAGUUGAUUGUGCUCAAACCAAGCAAACAAAAAAGUGCUGAUGCAGCAUUAUGGCAAAAAGCUAAAGGACUUUAAAAAUGAAAAAGCUGAGACAUAAGUGGAAUCGUAAAUGCAUUGGGUACUAGCUCUCUAUUAGGUGAUAAAAAAAAAAGAAUAAUUAAAAAAAAAAAAAGACUUGGCACUUUUUAAAGGUAACUUUACCAAAGAACAAAGAGCCAGUAACCAAUCUUCCAAGAUUAUUCUCAGCAUGAAAUUUUUCUGUACUCUUUAUUUUUGCCGGACCAGUUUGCUGAUAGGAGAAUGUGCCUUUUUUUGUACAUUUGCAUUUGUUUUUAAUAGUUUUAGUACAUGUAUGGACACAAUUUAAAAAGCAUGAAGGAAGACUUGGAUCCAAGCAGUGCCACACUUCACGUCAUCACUACAAGUAUUAAUUGUAAAGAAAAAAUAAAAAAAUAAAAACUUGUUUUGAAACUAUGAAAUUUCUGAUUGGCCAAAUACUGCAUUUUAGUUAUAUAUGUGCAUGUAUGUAUGUGUGUAUAGAUAUAUAGAGAGAGAUAUUUAUAUUAUACACACACGCAUAUACACAAUUUUAAUAACACAUUAGAUCAAUCACUGCUUAUAUUAUGGCUUUUUAUGGUUUUAUUUUAAUAGCAUAUGUAAAGGAAAAAAAAAUUAUGUUGUCUUCCAAAACUGUGUACUUGCCUGGUCAGCAGUGUGAUCAGUUAUCUACCUCAAACUUUAUUUCCUUUUUUAAUGGGACAGGUUGCUGGCACUGCCUGUUUCCACUGACCAAAUCCUCCUAGCUGGAGCUAGGGCUAAGCAGUUUUAAGGACAGUUUUUUUUUUUUAUGAUUAUUUUUUAUUAUUUUAAGUAUUCUUUGUAUUAAAACUGCAUGUAUUUGACUUCAGCCAGUGGAGACAUUUCAUAGUUUCAAAAGUAAUUGCUGCUCUAAGUUUUAGAUUUUAGUUUAAAAAAAAAAAAAAAUUUACAUAUUCACAAGAAUAUUGUGUUAUUUUUUUUUCUUAAUCUUAUUUUUAAUUUCUUUUGCAGAGGAAUAAAAAAAAAAAAAUAUCAAAAGUUGUGGUAUAAUUGGUUCAAUGCUCCCUGUUUAAAAUUGCUUUAAUGAAACACCUUUGCUGCUUCAGGUGUGGGUUUUAUCCUUACGAAUUCUAAACCGGCCCCUUAAGCAGUAAAGAAUUGACGUUCAGACAUGCAGCCAUUUUUCUUUUAUAAAAGCCUUCUAAAUUUCAGGUUUUGUUUUUUUUUCUUUCUUUUAUUGUGAAAGUUAGAUAUUUGUAGUCCCGUCACACAGAUCUAUUAAGAAGAAUAAAACAGUGCUGCAGGUGUCUGAAUAAGGUGCCAUACUUUGUGUCUGGGUAAGAUUUGGAACAUAGAAAAAAAAAAAAAAAACAUAACCUCUGUACAUAUAAAAUAAUCAGUUAAAA